Messenger RNA from Pelmatolapia mariae (spotted tilapia), 5281 nucleotides. Its product is annotated as tyrosine-protein kinase JAK2-like. Gene Ontology annotation, biological process: protein phosphorylation; intracellular signal transduction; growth hormone receptor signaling pathway via JAK-STAT. Bases 406 to 3816 code for a protein of 1136 amino acids. NCBI's taxonomy places the organism in Eukaryota, Metazoa, Chordata, Actinopteri, Cichliformes, Cichlidae. The transcript is spliced from 24 exons. The record is from RefSeq and is a predicted model, not a curated record. Gene Ontology annotation, molecular function: ATP binding; non-membrane spanning protein tyrosine kinase activity; growth hormone receptor binding. Gene Ontology annotation, cellular component: cytosol; membrane; cytoskeleton.
AUUCUGCUCCGCCCUCAAACCUCCAUAAUCUGCCGCUGCAUCAGUGUGUCCGCUCAUAACAGGAGGUUUGUACAGUGGAGGUUUCAGUCCGUGCUCUAUUUGACCUUAAAGCAAACAUGUCGGGUUAAAAAAAGAAAAUACGGAGAGCUGACCUACAGUGUAGUUAGUGUGGAGAGUAAAACGAAGCAAUCGCAGGGAAAUAUGUAAAGACCAACAGGAUGGCGUGUGAGGGAGAAAAUAACGAAGCAGCGGGUACUUUUAUUGACAGUUAUGGUGAACCUUCAGGAGCCGUCGUAGCUUAGCUGUAGCGCGAAGUUGACCCAGCGCUGGACUACACGCCGACCCGCAGACCCGAGCGGACGGAAGGGAAGCUGAAGCAGCCGUAACGUAAAGAAAGGAGAGUGCAUGUCUUUUUUUAAGCGGCACAUGGCUUGUAUUCUGCUGACAAACAUGGACCCGCCCACCACAGAAAAUCAGAACGGCCUCCCGCCAAAUCUAGACUUGGCCACUGGACCGAAGCAAGACAAUAAGGCCACCUGUCUGAGCGUCUACCAGUACUGCGAGAAGAAGGAGGGAGGAGAGGGGGGGGCAAGUUAUUCAGAAAGUGUCCUCACGUUUCCACCUGGAGAGUAUGUAGCAGAGGAACUUUGCAUCUCUGCAGCGAAAGCGUGUGGGAUUGGUCCAGUGUACUUCAGCUUGUUUGGACUAAUGAGGGAAAACGACCGGACAUGGUUCGCCCCAAAUCAUGUCUUUAAAGUGGACCACUCAUCCUGCGAGAAACUGCACUUCAGAAUCAGAUACUAUUUUCCUGGCUGGUACAACAGCAACAAUUUAUCAUACGCUCAUCGCUAUGGUUUGUCUAAAGGGAUGGAAAGCCCUGUGAUGGAUGACUGUGUCAUGGCAUACCAGUUUUUUCAGUGGCGUAGUGACUUUCUGAAUGGCUGGGUUGAUAUUCCAGUUAGCCAUGAAGCGCAGGAGGAGUGCCUAGGCAUGGCUGUGCUGGACAUGAUGAGGCUCGCCAAAGAGAGCGGGCAAUCAGCAGUGGACAUCUACAAUGACAAAAGCUACAAGUCCUUCCUCCCAGUGUCCAUGCGAAGCCGCAUCCAGGAAUAUAACAUUUUGACUCGGAAGAGAAUCCGCUAUCGCUUCAGGAAGUUCAUCCAGCAGUUCAGUGAGUGCAAGGCCACUGUGUGUAACCUCAAGCUCAAAUACUUAAUGAGCCUUGAGAUGCUGUUGCCCUCUCUCUACUCCGAGCACUUCCAAGUCACAGACACCUCCUCAAAUGAGGUUACCAUCAUUGUCAUGGGAAAUAAGGGCAUCCAGUGGUCUAAAGGGAAAGAGGAGGACAGAGCAGAGGAGGAGCUGCAGACAUACUGUGAUUUCCCAGAAGUGAUUGACAUCAGUAUCAAACAAGGCAAUAAGGAAGGAUCUGCAGAGAGCCGCAUAGUUACACUCACCAAACAGGAUAACCAGAUCAUGGAGCUGGAAUUUCGCUCGCUCUCAGUGGCCAUGUCAUUCGUGUCACUGAUUGAUGGAUACUACAGGCUGGUGGCCGAUGCCCAUCAUUACCUGUGCAAAGAAUUAGCGCCGCCACGGCUUCUGGAGUGCAUUCAGAGCUACUGCCACGGCCCUGUGUCGAUGGAAUUUACAGUCAGUAAAUUGCAGCGCUCCGGUAACCAUCAAGGCCUGUACAUGCUUCGCUGCAGCCCCAGGGAUUAUGAUAAAUACUUCAUGUCUUUUGUGGUGGGGUAUGAAACGAUGGUGGACUAUAAGCACUGUCAGAUCACAAAGACGGAGUCAGGAGAGUACAUUCUAAGUGGAGCCAAGAGGAGCUUUGGUUCACUCAGGGAACUUCUGAAUUGCUACCAGAAGGAGGCGCUCCGCACUGAUGGGUACACAUUUCAGCUGAUCAGGUGCUGCCCACCCAGCCACAAAGAUAAGUCCAACCUGCUGGUGUGUAGAAAUAAUCAAGGGGCCGAGAUGCCCAUAUCUCCCACGCUCCACAAACACAACAUCAGCCAGAUGGUCUUUCACAAGAUUCGAAAGGAGGAUCUCAUCAUCAAAGAGAGUCUGGGUCAAGGAACGUUCACCAAGAUCUUUUGCGGUGUGAGGAAGGAGCUUGGAGACUAUGGGGAGAUACAUCAGAUGGACGUUGUUAUUAAGAUUCUGGACAAGGCACAUCGCAGCUAUUCAGAGUCAUUUUUUGAAGCCGCAAGCAUAAUGAGCCAGCUCUCCCACAAACACUUACUUCUCACUUAUGGCGUGUGUGUUUGUGGAGAUGAAAACAUGAUGGUGCAGGAGUAUGGUAAAUUUGGUUCACUGGACACCUACCUGAAGAAGAACAAAAGCUGUGUUAACAUCACCUGGAAGCUGGAAGUGGCCAAGCAGCUCUCCUGGGCUAUGCACUAUCUGGAGGAUAAAAACGUCAUUCAUGGGAAUGUUUGUGCCAAGAAUGUCCUUCUGAUUCGAGAGGAGGAUCGGAAAACAGGCAGUCUUCCUUUCAUCAAGCUCAGUGACCCCGGUAUAAGCAUCACUGUGCUGCCCAGAGAAGUGCUAGUGGAGCGUAUCCCAUGGGUGCCUCCUGAGUGCAUUGAAAACCCUCAAAACCUGAGUUUAGCUACAGACAAGUGGAGCUUCGGAACCACGCUUUGGGAGAUCUGCAGCGGAGGAGACAAACCUCUCAGCACACUGGACUGCUCAAAGAAAAACUUGUUCUAUGAGGACAGACACCAGCUCCCGGCUCCCAAAUGGACAGAGCUGGCCAAUCUGAUAAACAGCUGUAUGGACUAUGAGCCAUUACACCGGCCCUCCUUCAGAACAAUAAUCCGAGACCUCAACAGUCUCUUCACACCAGACUAUGAGCUGCUGGUGGAGAGUGACAUGGUGCCCAACAGAGCACGAGGCUUCGGCUUCCCCUGGGCCUCUGAGAACCAAGAUCCGUCACAGUUCGAGGAGCGACACCUCAUUUUUCUCAAGCAGCUGGGCAAAGGGAACUUUGGCAGCGUGGAGAUGUGCAGGUACGACCCGCUGCAGGACAGCACAGGGGAGGUGGUGGCUGUGAAGAAACUCCAGCACAGUACAGCUGAGCACCUCAGGGACUUUGAGCGGGAAAUUGAGAUCCUUAAAUCACUUCAGCAUGAAAACAUUGUCAAAUACAAGGGAGUGUGCUACAGUGCAGGACGAAGAAACCUACGGUUGAUCAUGGAAUAUCUCCCCUAUGGCAGCUUGAGAGAUUAUCUCAUCAAACACAAGGACAGAUUUGAUUCCAAGAAACUGUUGCACUACGCGUCACAGAUUUGCAAGGGAAUGGACUACCUUGGCACUAAGCGUUACAUUCACAGAGACCUGGCGACAAGAAACAUUCUGGUGGAGAGCGAGAUGAGGGUUAAGAUCGGUGACUUUGGUCUGACCAAGGUGCUUCCUCAGGACAAAGACUACUACACUGUCAGAGAGCCUGGGGAAAGCCCCAUCUUCUGGUAUGCUCCUGAGUCGCUGACAGAGAGCAAGUUCUCUGUGGCUUCAGACGUUUGGAGUUUUGGGGUCGUCCUCUAUGAACUCUUCACUUACAGCGACAAGAACUGCAGCCCACCAGUGGUCUUUAUGAAUAAAAUGGGCAAUGAGAAGCAGGGCCAGAUGAUUGUCUACCAUUUGAUUGACCUCCUGAGAAAUGGCUAUAGGCUGCCUGCUCCUGAUAGGUGUCCUACACAGAUUCACAAGAUUAUGAUGGAGUGCUGGAGCAAUGACCCUAAACUGCGGCCUACUUUCAAGACAUUAAUCCAUAGUGUGGAGACUGUACGAGACAGCGAGGAUAGAUGAGGAGCAUCGAUCCGUAAACCUUUGACCUUUAGGCGUUGACUCGCGUGAAUCAGUCCUCUCUGACCUGAGCAGAACAACAAAGUGUCUGAUUUACUGCAGUUUGGAGUUGAAGUGAUGUUAAUCUUCUUUCUAUGGUCACAUGAAGUAUUCACAUGAAGUGAUGAAUGAGUACACUACACUUCCGGUACUUUCAGGAAGAUUUCACCCUGGGACCAAUUGUUUUCGCUGAUGUGUUUGCACGUGUUGUGUUUGAAACAUUGAAAUGAAAACAGGGAUUGACUGGAGAGAGGCGAUAAAAGUUUCAGUGUGAAAGUCAGUAUUUUUUCCAAGAAUGUGAAAAGAACAAGCACCAACAAGCAGCAGUUACUGUUUACCUUUAAAGCUGUAAAAUAAGCAGAAAGCUUUUUUUGCAUAAGCAAAGAGACUAUGAGGGAACAAGGCUCUGCAUUCUUCACAUCACUGAGCGUAAAUCGCCAGAGCUGAACCGCAGUGCACGUGCUCAUUAGCAGCUCUACUUGAAUGAGCAGAUUUCUUCUUGCCGAUGCCCAUAUAGAUUGUUUUUUAGGGUUUUUAUCCAUGUCUUUAAGGAGGGGACCCGCCAUUGCGAUCUUUACGAGAUUUCUGCUUCUACAGUGGAAGUGACAGUUUUGAAUGUGUCUGUGCUGAGAACCUGUGAGGCGACUGAAGGAAUGAGCCGACUCCUUGUUUAUAAGGGGCAGGUUAUGCUAUUUCAUUGAGGUCAGAGUUAAAAUUUCACAAGGCAUUGGGAAAAAACCCCAAACUAUCAUAAACUCAGUGUAAUUUUUGUUUCAGUGAAAAGCAGCCAUUACUUUGUGAAACCUUUAUUAUUAAACAGGUGUGUUUUAAUAAUACAAUAUGAAGUUUUAAGCUUGUGCAGUUUGUAGAUAUGUAAAGUGAUGUAAAGUUGGGUUUUUUUGCACCUGGAGGGAAAGUAAUGAUGGGAAGUGCCUUUAUUUUCUGCAGGAGACUUGUUGCCAGUCGUGCUUUUUAUUAGAAAAACUGAUUCGAUUUUGUGGUCACGUCUUUGUUUUAUACUUUGACACCUAUUUAAAGAUCCAGCUUGUGUGUUACGUGAUUUCUUUUUAGGUUUAAGAUUGUCGGUCAAUGUUUGUGGAAGACUGUUUUCUCUUUGUUUUUAAAUCCCAAAUGCUCUCUUUUCAAGUCGUUUUCUGGUGUGAAACUCAAAUAAAUGUAUUAUUAGCAAUGAGACAGUGUACACUUUAAAUGUGUGUGUGUUCUCCUGUGUUUUAACCUCCUUAUAGGCACCCUGAAUAUUUCUUUCAUGAUACUUGACGAUUGUCAGUUUAUUCUGUUGGGUUUUUUUUAAAUUGCAAAACGUUUGGGAGUUAUCUUUUUCCAUACCAGUAUUAUUGUGAUGUAUGUAUAUCAAAUAUGAUUCUUCUGUGAAGUUUGUAUCAUUUUGUAUCCAAAGAUUUUCAUAAAA